AUGAAAGGCACCGGGCUAAUAUCCGCAGAACCUGUUAUAAGCGUUCGUCCUCCUGAUUUCGAGAACAAACACAAAAAUCCCAUGUCCAGCGGCAGGCUCUGCGAGACCCACGUCGAAGAGUUAAACGGGUUCGAGAGUAGUUCUAGUUGUAGUUAUGAGGGAGAACACGAUCAUAUUGCAGAGCAAAGGGUCACUCCAAUUCACACACUCAACAACCUCUCCGGCAGGGACAUCAUAGGAGCUAGCAAGGUGACUAAAAGGUUCUCUGGCUGGCUUAGCUCUUUAUGGAUCCCUACUAACGAAGACGUGGCUGAUAAAGAUUCCGAAUUUACUCGAUUUAAAAAAGGACUGGUUGAUAGUUGUGACAAAAGGAGUGACUCGGAAGUGGCUGACCAGUCGACUAAAGAUAAUUCAAUUUGGCUGUUGGGCGUUCGUUAUGAAGUCAGUGACGAUCACGUGUCAAAUGAACUUGAUGAGCCAUCGAAUUACUACUAUUCAACCCCGGGAACCUUCCCUCACCUUUCGAUGCAAUCACAGAUACUAACGCCAUCUGAUUACCCAACCGAAUUUUAUCAAGACUUCACCUCAAGGAUAUGGUGGCAAUCACUGCUUGCCAAUGCACUGAUAUUACAAUUUCUGGGCAGAGACUGGCGAAGGACUCGCAAAGGGGAGGCCACUUGGGAGAAAUAUGUUGAGGUGAAUUUGAAGAUGCUCUUGGCUUGUACCAUAACUCCGCGGAACGACUGUCACACCAUAGACAUAAUUCUCACGUGGUUCAUAGACGACAUGUCAUCUCGAUGCCCAUUUUCGGUUCACCGUAUGGCGAUCUUAGGAAAACAAUUGGGAAAAAACAUCGGAGAAUGGUUUGGACCUUCAACCGCCUCUCAGGCCAUCAAGGCUCUGGUGGAGGACUUUCCACCUGCUCAAUUAAGAGUUUAUGAGACCACAGACGCUGUGGUGUACAAAAAUGAAAUCUACAAGUCGGGGAAGGGAAACUUUCGGUCAGUCUUGAUUCUAGUGCCCAUCCGGCUGGGAAUAAAUAACCUAAAUCCAAUAUAUUACGAUGCUCUUAAAAGUGUUGGAAUAGCGGGGUAUGUAAUGGUGAAAUUUGAAAAGUUAUUGGAGAGGAUAAUCGGAUAUUCAUUCAAAUUCAAAAUUAACUUAGAGGCAAGCCUUCCUCAUCCUAUUAUUUUAUUGGAACACAAGGUUGCCGAUGAUCUAUUUUACCUUGAUCCACAUUAUUCACGGCCUGCUGUAGAAUUGAAAGAUGUCGAUGAAUUUUCUGAAGAGAUCAGCAAGAAAUACAAACCAAUAUUUACAAUCGCCCAAGAGGCACCGGUCUACAAAGAUGAAGAUUAUGAUAUGGAUGUGCUUUCUGGAGAUGAGGAGUUUGAAGAAUUUGAGAGAGAUGAAAAUGCGGGACAAGUAGAUGAUGUGGAUGAUGCCGAUUGA
This is a messenger RNA of Acaulospora colombiana, 1452 nucleotides long. NCBI's taxonomy places the organism in Eukaryota, Fungi, Glomeromycota, Glomeromycetes, Diversisporales, Acaulosporaceae. The record is from the annotation of a GenBank genome assembly.